GACGCUGCUGGUGAACGCAGGUGCUGUGCUCAACUUCAGGCUGAGGAGGAGGGACACGGAGGGAUUCGGCGAGGAGUCCAGGGAACCCACGACCGGUGACAACAUCAGAGAGUUCUUGCUGAGUCUCAGGUAUUUUCGGAUCUUCAUUGCCUUGUGGAAUAUCUUCAUGAUGUUCUGCAUGAUUGUGUAA
Molecule: messenger RNA, 190 nt
Organism: Acanthisitta chloris (rifleman)
Lineage: Eukaryota; Metazoa; Chordata; Aves; Passeriformes; Acanthisittidae
Gene: SMIM7
Product: small integral membrane protein 7
Exons: 3
Source: RefSeq, a predicted model, not a curated record